Messenger RNA from Brassicogethes aeneus, 2063 nucleotides. Lineage: Eukaryota; Metazoa; Arthropoda; Insecta; Coleoptera; Nitidulidae. The record is from the annotation of a GenBank genome assembly.
CACUGACUUACGAUUAUUAUCUCAGGUAGAAGUUCGCACAAAGAGUAUUGUGAUUUGAUUUAGCCGCCGCUGAAAACAAGUUUCGAUACUAGGGACAUCAUUCGAGCAUUACAAAGCGAAAAUCGAUAGCGUAUAUCAAAAGUUGUUUUCGCGCUGCACUUAUCAGCUGUGUCAUAGGUCUAGGGAUGUUUUCAAAUCAGCACCUUUUUAGAUUACUGACCUCGUAAUAGUUUAUAUUCAGUGAUACGGCUGAAAUUCACUCAGUCACUUCUUGACUUCCAAACAGUUUGUUGGUAAGAGUAUUAGGAAAUAAUAAUAUGUGGACAAUUAAAUUGUCCCUUGUUUUGUUUUGCGGCCUUGCCGCGGCCGUUCAGCCCCCAAAAUGGAGUGAGACCUAUUCGGUUAAGGGGACGAUUUAUAUUCCGUACGCGGAAUUGGAGGAGCCUUUCUCUGCUUGGUACGAUGGACCGAAUAAACAAUCCCGCAUCGACUACUACGGCAACAUGGUUAAAACCUUGCAAAUUCGCAACUUUAAAAACUACGGAACCAGCUUGAAAAUAGCGCCAGUUACCAAUGAGGAAGUAACCAACUCUAAAACUUGCUUGCAAGUUAACGGAACCGCCGAGGCUAGCAUCGAACCACAAAGCAUCUUGCCAGUGACUGAAGGAUUUGAACUUAUAGGUGAAGAGACAAUCACUGGAAUUCAAACUGAAUUAUGGCAAAUGAAUGAAACUAUUGGACAAAAAUUCAACAAAUACUCUUUGUGGGUGUACUACAAAAACAAUCCAGAUGUAGAAGGUGAAAAAAUUGCUGUUCCAGUGAGGUAUGAAAUGAGAGGAUACAACACACUUCUAGGAAGUCAUUAUGAUCACUAUUAUCUUGUCUACAAUGAAUUCAGUGAUGAUGAAAUUCCCAAAGAAACCUUUGAUGUUGAUUCAAACUUGAUAUGUCAAAACUUUCCUGGCCCUGGAAUCAAACACAUCUACACCUUCAACCCGAUGGCAGAAUUCAUCCACCCAACAAAAACCCACCACGUAGAUUACGAAUUCAAAAAGUUCAUCAAAAAGCACGGCAAAAAUUACGCCGACGGUAAAGAACACACACUCCGUAUGGAAGCUUUCAGACAGAACAUGCGUUUCAUUACAUCUCACAAUAGACAGAACAAAAAAUUCACGUUGGCUGUCAACCAUUUGGCCGAUAAAUCGCCCAAUGAGAUCAAAGCUUUAAGGGGUAGGGUUUCCAGUGGCGUCACCUACAAUGGAGGAAAGCCUUUCCCUUACAAGACGACUGAAAAAGUGCCAGAACAAUGGGACUGGAGGCUGUAUGGUGCUGUAACACCUGUUAAAGAUCAAUCUAUCUGCGGAUCAUGCUGGUCCUUUGGCACCAUUGGAACAAUUGAAGGCGCCUACUUUUUGAAAAAUGGCGGUAACCUCGUCAGAUUGUCACAGCAAGCUUUGAUUGACUGCUCUUGGGGUUUUGGUAACAAUGGUUGUGAUGGCGGUGAAGAUUUCCGCGCCUAUCAAUACAUUCAAAAACAUGGCGGUAUCCCAACUGAAGAAUCCUAUGGACCUUAUCUUGGACAAGAUGGUUACUGUCAUGCUGAUGACGCCAAAAAAGUUGCGCAAAUCACUGGAUGGGUGAACGUAACUGCUAACAACGAAAACGCACUUAGGUUGGCAAUAUUCAAACAUGGCCCAGUCAGUGUUGCCAUUGAUGCUAGUGUGCGCACUUUUAGUUUUUACUCUAACGGAGUUUACUACGAUGAAGCUUGUGGUAACAAAGAAGAAAACCUCGAUCACGCCGUUUUGGCAGUAGGCUAUGGUACCAUGAGGGGUGAACAUUAUUGGUUGGUUAAAAACAGUUGGUCCAACCUAUGGGGAAAUGAUGGUUACAUUUUAAUGUCGAGCAAAAAUAACAAUUGCGGUGUCAUGACAACGCCAACCUACGUCACCAUGUAGGUUUUUGGUGUGAUUAUGGCUUUAGGUUAAUUUAUAAAAGCAAUAUUAAUAAAUUUGUGACUGAGUUUUUAGGAUUUAUAUAAAUAAUAAACACAAUUAAAGUUA